Messenger RNA from Lepisosteus oculatus (spotted gar), 1687 nucleotides. RefSeq names its product serine and arginine rich splicing factor 9 (gene srsf9). Gene Ontology annotation, cellular component: cytoplasm; nucleus. Gene Ontology annotation, molecular function: mRNA binding. Lineage: Eukaryota; Metazoa; Chordata; Actinopteri; Semionotiformes; Lepisosteidae. The record is from RefSeq and is a predicted model, not a curated record.
GCGGGCUCGCGGGGCUCCGAAGGCGGCCAGGCUAGUACUUCCUGCUCCGGGGGGAAGCGAGAGGCAACCCGAGCCGAGACGGGCUUCUGAGAUACACAGACACAUACACAUCGGAGAGACGCGGGUACGUGGGCUGGUCCCAGGAGAGCCAUGGCGGAUGGAAGGAUCUAUGUGGGGAACCUUCCGAUCGAUGUGCAGGAGCGAGACAUUGAGGAUCUGUUCUUCAAGUAUGGGAAGAUUCGAGACAUUGAGCUGAAGAACAACAGGGGCACCAUCCCCUUUGCUUUUGUCCGUUUUGAGGACCCACGGGACGCGGAGGAUGCAGUGUAUGGGAGGAAUGGCUACGGGUUUGGGGACUGUAAGCUGCGUGUGGAGUACCCUCGCUCUUCCGCCUCUAAGUUCACCGGUCCAAUGGGAGGGGGCCCCAGGGGCAGGUUCGGCCCCCCAACUCGGAGAUCGGAGUUCAGAGUCAUUGUGACUGGGCUGCCUCCCACGGGGAGCUGGCAGGACCUGAAGGACCACAUGCGGGAAGCAGGGGACGUGUGCUUUGCGGACGUGCAGCGGGACGGGGAAGGAGUGGUGGAGUUCCUCCGAAGAGAGGACAUGGAGUACGCCCUGCGCCGACUGGACAGGACUGAGUUUCGAUCGCACCAGGGGGAGACGGCAUACAUCCGUGUCCACGAGGAGCGAGGUUCAAGCUGGGGUCGCUCGCGGUCUCGCUCCAGGUCCCGAGGACGGUACUCGCCUUACCAAAGCCGGGGGUCCCCCCCUCGGUACCAGUCCCCCCCACCGCAUCGCCACUCUCUGUCUCGCCAUAGUCCGCCGCCCCGGCGUCUCCCCAUACAGCAUCACAGCCCCCCUCCCCGCCACUACCGGUAAACGCAACGGCAGGCGAAGGGUGUCCGUGGCUGGAGGUUUCUUUUUUGGGUCUUUUUUUUGAUUUAUCGUUUUAAUUCCCCCCCCCCUCCCCUCCCCUCCCCCAGUCAUUAAUUUACAUUCCACUAUCGGGACUGUCCCCAAAGGUCUUCGGCUGUGGAAGCUCGCUAGAGAAAUGCGCUGAUGGCAGGAAUGAACUCCAGUUUCCACUGUUCCGUUCUGAAAGGGAGGAUUUCUGUAGUGUGUGUGUGUGUGUCUUCACGCAGAUGUUUGUGAGAUGGUACAUCUAGAUUAGGCUGAAGCUACUUGUCAGUCAGUUUAGGCCAGCUUUAUGAAUAUAGUAUUAAUCAUGUGGGUAAAAGCCUUUCUACGGAUUCUUAUACAUGUGCUUAAUAUGAAUUGGAACCACGGGGAUUCUCCCUAACCCUGAAUGUGCUGGCGUAAAACUGUGAAAGUCUGUUGUCGAAGAGCCCUUUUAGGACAGUCCUGCCUUCUGGAUGGUCAACUUUUAGGCUUCUGUUUGUAGACACUGAAGUUUUUUUUGUUUUACUUUUUAUGUUAAGUAUGAAAGCAAGGCAUUUUUAACUUUUUUCUCCAAAUGUCAUUUCUUUGUACUUAAUCUCAGUGGCUGUGUAUACAAGCAGAUUUUCAAUUUUGUUUUUCAAUUAAUAAAUGGAAUAUAAAAUUGCUCUUUAAUACAAGUGUGUUCAAAGAAUCAAAAUACAGCUUGUAGUACAUGUACAUGUAGAAAAUGAUUUUAAGGAAAAGGCAAGUUCAUUUUUUUUAUUAAACAAAACCACCAUACUUAAUA